GAGCAGCUCGAGAGGAGAGGCAAGGAGAGAGAGCCAACGGAGGGCGCCAAAGUAAAGCAACAGGAAGGCUUGGCCAGCCGGCUAUCCUCUCCCUCCUCUCUCCUAUCUCUUUGCAGUCGGCCGAACACGAAGAUGACCAGCCUCAGCCAAGAAAAGUUUGCCAGCCUUCAUGGCCGCCUCAUGACCAUCCUGUCCGCGGACUCAAGCGACGAUGGGGUCAACAGCGAGGUUUUGUCGGAGAGCUUCGGCGAGGAGUACCCCCUGCUGGUGGACGUCAUCAACUCCCUCCUCGUCGAUAACCGGCUCCAGCUCUCCAAGGGAGAAAACGACACGAUGUGGUACAAGCUGGUGCAGGAAGAGAAGGCCAAGAAGCUCAUGGGGCUCACGCCCGAGCAGAUGAUGAUCUACCAGGUGAUCGAGAAGGCCGGGAACAAAGGAAUCUGGACGCGGGACAUCAAGACGGCGACGAACGUCAACCAGAACACCAUGACGAAGACGCUCAAGUCGCUGGAGGGGAGACACCUCGUCAAGACGGCAAAGUCUGUCACGAGCAAGAGCAAGAAGCUCUACAUGCUCUACGAGCUCACCCCGGCGAAGGAGAUAACGGGAGGCCCCUGGUACACCGAUCAAGAAUUCGACUACGAGUUCGUCAAGCACCUCUCGAGCUACGUGCUCAGCUACGUCAAAGAACAGGAAACGCCUCCGUUGAAAGACAUCGCGGCGGCCAUCAAGGUGUCGGGCAUCUCCAAGAUCGAUCUCUCCAUGGAGGAGGUGAAGCUGAUCGUGAGCACCCUGGUGUACGACGGUCUCCUGGAGGAGGUCCGCGGAGCCGCGUCCAGGUUCAACAGAGACGCAGGAGAUGGUCCCGUGUACAAGAUGGCGCCAGCGGUAGAGGUCGUGAACGCUUUUACGGAGGUGCCGUGCGGGACGUGCAAGGUGAUGAAGCACUGCUCCGAGGACGGCGUGGUGUCGCCCAAGACUUGCGUGUACCUGGCAGAGUGGCUCAACCUGCCCAACUCGGACGAGUUAUUUUGACGCCACCGACCGACCGACCGACCGCACCACGAUCACAGAGCCAGCCCGAGUUCCGAUUAUCACACAUAGGGAGACGUACAGACUACAAAAAACAUUCAGCGAGACGAAGCUAGCUAUCGAGAUCGUAGCGGUGCGUGCGGUGAACCUCCUUCCUUGUCGCGUGGAAUAAUUUGCGCUGAACUAGGUGAAGAGUAUGUUGACGUUAACGUUGCUUUUGUUGUGUUGAUUGUUCGAAAGAAAGCGUUUUUUUUACCGUGAAAGAGAACACUUUUUUUGGCCUGUAUGUAUAAAGUGUAGGCUGUCAGCUGGUUAUACUUGCGGGGGUGAUGCGAGAGCUUUAAGCGCGAGUCUCUUAUUUUAUGUGGGGGGGGUAGGGGUGUGCAUGUGAGUCUUGGUGUGAAACGCCAGCGAGUUGUCCUCUACCAUGUUUACGUCCGUGCUGUUUUGUGUCUGCCCGUCUUCCGUGCGCCGCCCAAGGCUUUCCAUCUUCUCCUGGAAGGCUUAAGCGCUGAACGCUUGAUUUUUAGUACGGAGGAAGGGUGAGUUUGUGUCUUUAGGGGGCGUGGAGGCGUGUUUUCAACAAGUUGGUUUGUUCGCCGUGUCGUGUGUGUGUGUGUUUUUUUCUCUUGUUAGUAUCGAACGCGAGCCGCGGGUGUGGAGCCUGUCGCAGCAAGCACUCCAUUUUUGUCCACCACUCUCCAGCCGCCGGUGAUGAUGGAUGCCAAUUGUCCGGCCCCUUCCGUCAGUAGCGGUCGGUAUGUGGAACCAAGAACAACGGCUUGCAUUUCAAAGGCGGGGGCGAGGGUAUCCUCUGGAUCGUGGGAAAGAACCGACUAGUUCCCUAAGGAGGUGGAACUAACUCCCUUGAGGCUCUCAAAGCGGCGUUCUUGGGCGCCCGCCCGUAGCCCUCACAACCUCAACCUGAGACGUGUUCGACGAGUUCACGACAAAGAGAACAACAGGCACCUACUCCCCCGGCGAACAGCCAGCUUCAGGAUCGCGUCACGCCUCGAGGCCGACAAGUACAAGCCUUCGAAAAAAGUCGUUUUUGAAUAUAUUUAAGCAAACCCACCGCUCGCUGGGCACCACUCAUCUGUCCUCCUCUCGUCUUCAGUACAACAAAUGAAAUACUCGUCGUGAAAGUCUCAUGCACAUGUUAUACAAAAAAUGAUUUUCAACUUCUCCCCCAUCUUUUCAAUCUCUCUUCCGUUCCACUCCUCGUUGAUAGCUGUACCACCUUCCUUCGUUUCCACCCCCAAGAGCCGCCCCUCACACGUACAACGAACGCGACGUACAUUUGUAUGCGCUACGCAAUUUUGGCGCAGUAGGCUGAAUAGUCAAGUCAGAACAUGGAGAGAAACUAUACACAUUCGACCACCAAGCAGGACGCAUGCAUGCGUAUGCGCUAGGUGCGCCCCCCGCCCCCCCCCUCCCCCCCCCUACCCGGCCGGCACCCCUCGCAGUCAACAACAGCAGUAAUACCAACAUUAUGCUCGAUUAUAUACAUAGACAAGAAAUCAGGCGAAGACGGGCGGGUUUUAAUUUCGGAGUAGAUUGGUGUGUUUGGGAGGCGAAUUCGAUUUCAAAGGACUCCCACCACUGGUACGUCAGCCCCCUUGUGCGUUGUUAUGACCGUACCCCACACUUCUUCUGUUGUUUGCUGGUGGCUACUCUCAGGGAAGGGAUGUUCCUGCAUGCUGCUACUACAUGUUCCACCCCC
This is a messenger RNA of Ectocarpus sp. CCAP 1310/34, 2755 nucleotides long. NCBI's taxonomy places the organism in Eukaryota, Phaeophyceae, Ectocarpales, Ectocarpaceae. The record is from the annotation of a GenBank genome assembly.